Podarcis raffonei (Aeolian wall lizard) is the source of this 1386-nucleotide messenger RNA. Its product is annotated as trypsin-like. The record is from RefSeq and is a predicted model, not a curated record. Lineage: Eukaryota; Metazoa; Chordata; Lepidosauria; Squamata; Lacertidae. Bases 582 to 1358 code for a protein of 258 amino acids. Gene Ontology annotation, molecular function: serine-type endopeptidase activity. Gene Ontology annotation, biological process: proteolysis. The transcript is spliced from 5 exons.
UGUUUUAUAGAUUAUAAAUGCUUUGUUAAUCAUAUAAUAUAACUUUUGCUGUAAUUGUAAUGUUUAGCAUAUUUUUGUUGCCGCUUUGUUUAUACACUGGUACCUCGGGUUACAAACACUUUGGGUUACAAACUCCGCUAACCCAGAAGUAGUACCUUGGGUUGAGAACUUUGCCCCAGGAUGAGAACUGAAAUUGCGUCCCAGCGGGCGGCAGCAGCGGGAGGCCUCAUUAGCAAAAGUGUGCCUCAGGUACCACUGUAGUGUUUUCUAGGCUGUAAUUGUUUUUACUGAUGAUUUGUUAGGCUGAAAGAGCUGCUCAAUGCCCCCAUGCUGGGUCUGAAUAGAAAACGCUCUGAAAACUUGGGGAACCUGCAGCCCAGACCUCCUACACACCCAAAGGAGCAGCAAUCUUAUCUCCUUCAGAAAUGUUACUAAAAAUAGCCUAACUGCAUGGACAAGAGUCAAUGUGAAAGCUGUGCAAACAUUCUUUCUUCUCUUCUCUCCACUCUGUGAGAUUAGACGACUUCCAGGUGCACACAGGACUCCGCAUUCUCAGUGAGGCCAGCUUGAGAGAAGAGAACAUGCUGUGGCUGGGUUGCAGUUUACUGCUGGCGGCUCUUGCAGCUGUUGCAGCUGCUGAGAAGUUGGUUGGUAGUGCCAAGUGCCAACAAGAUUCUGUGCCGUGGCAAGUCUCCCUCCAGUCAGUGCACCAUGUCUGCAGUGGGGCCCUCAUCAGCCAAGAAUGGGUGUUGUCCUCAGCUCAGUGCAGCAGGAGCAGCCCAGACCACAUGGAGGUCUGGCUUGGCCUACAAGUCCCUGAGACUCCUCCUAAGGAGAAGCAACAGGUCAUUGCUGCUGCCAAGCUGGUCCCUCAUAAGCAGUUCAACAACUACACACUGGACUAUGACAUCAUGCUCAUCAAGCUUGCACAACCAGCUGUCCUGGGUGAGCUAGUGCAGCCCAUCAGUUUGCCCAGCCAAUGUGCCAUAGCUGGGACCCAGUGCCUGGCUUCAGAAUGGAUCAGCAGCAACUGCAGCUGCUCAGGAUCAACAUAUUUUGGGCUUACAGCUGAUGGAACAGACAACCUUCUGCAGUGCUCCUACCUUCCAGUCACAUCUGAUGCCACGUGCAACAAUGUCUACCCAGGACGGUUCACUGACAGGAUGCUUUGUGCUGGACAGCUGGACAGCAGCCAAGAUGCCUGCAAGGGAGAUGUGGGCAGCCCCCUGGUGUGUGAAGAAGCCCUCCAAGGACUGCUGUCCUGGAAGAAAAGCUGCAGUGAAGAGAACCGGCUGGGGCUGUACACCAAGGUCUGCAUCUUUGAAGACUGGAUCCACUACACAAUUGCCAACAACUGAAGAGCAAUAAAGCCAGAUUGAGCUCUGA